Molecule: messenger RNA, 1973 nt
Organism: Oryzias latipes (Japanese medaka)
Lineage: Eukaryota; Metazoa; Chordata; Actinopteri; Beloniformes; Adrianichthyidae
Gene: tlcd3ba
Product: TLC domain containing 3Ba
Biological process (GO): lipid homeostasis; ceramide biosynthetic process
Cellular component (GO): membrane; endoplasmic reticulum
Molecular function (GO): sphingosine N-acyltransferase activity
Source: RefSeq, a predicted model, not a curated record
CCUUAGCCUCAAACUUAUCGUGGGAGCUAGCAGAACCUGCUUUCUGGAAUACCCCCCCAAAACUCAAAAACAGCUGGAGUUUGUGCAAAGGGGGCUGCAGUGGCAGUGACCCCCCAGCAGGGGGCGCUGCAGCAUCCUUUCUUUAGUGCUUUAACGUUAAGUGGCUCUGAUUUCCAUCUACUUUUACUGGAAACUGCAUCCAAAAGUCUUCUGUAGAGCUCCUCCUGUGACGGUGUGACGCGGCAGGCCCCGCCCCCGGCUCCUGACCCGCCAGCUCCUCUCACACACACACACACACACACACUCACACCGACAUGCUGGCCCUGCUGGCAGCCGGCUCUGUCUUCUUCCCAGGACUCUUCCUGGUCUCCAGGCGGACGCUGCAGUGCCUUCUGGGAUGGAGCGAGGGCGACGCUGUGAUUGUGUCUUCACGCCUAGUGUCGUCCCUGCAGGCCAUCAUGGCGUCGUCUGCCGGGUGCGUCAUCGCCUCGUCCUGCAGGGACAUCCUGGAGGACGGACACUGGCUGACCAACAACUACAUCCUGUUUGCAACGCCAUACUUCCUGUACGACAUCUACGCUAUGUUUGUGUGUUACUGGCACAAAAUGCAGGUCAAAGGUCACGAGGAGGCGGGGCGCGGCGGUCUCUCCAUGCGGGCCGCGCUGCCGGGUUACCUCCGCCGGGAGAUCCUGAUGGUUCUGCAUCACGUCUUCAUGGUGGCCUUCUGCUUCCCCGCAUCCCUGCUGUGGCGGCGGGGUAAAGGUGAUUACUUCCAAGGCGUUCUCUUUCUGGCCGAGCUCAGCACGCCGUCUGUCUGUUUGGGAAAAGUCUUGAUCCAGUACAGGAAGCAGCGGACGCUGCUGCACAGGGCCAACGGCGUCUUCAUGCUGCUGUCCUUCUUCUGCUGCCGCGUGCUGCUCUUCCCGUACCUGUACUACGCCUACAGCAGGUACGCCUCCAUCCCGCUCCACCAGGUCCCCCUGGUGGCCCCCUGGCAGUGCAACCUGGGGGCGGCUCUGCUGUGGCCCCUGCAGCUCUAUUGGUUCUCUCUGAUCUGCAGGGGGGCCCUGCGGCAGAUGAGGCCACGCCCACACACAGACGAGGCAGCGACCAAUCAAGCAGGCUGACACGGACUGAGGAGGAGGGGCUUAUCGCACAGGAGGGGGUCACAGCGUUUUCCCAAGUUUAGGUUUAUUGAUCGAUCGGUUUGUUUGUUAACCCUUGUGCUGCCCUAUGGGGUCCAGAUGACCCCCCCCCCCAUCCAUUGACGUGUUCUCCCUACCAUGACAAAGAUUUCAUGUAAUCCAUGGACACCAGUGAAGAUCAUUGAAGAAAAAAGGUUCAGAGCUCUGUUUAGUGGGUCUAGAUGACCCACUCCUUUCUUACUGCUUUCAUGCCUGAAGCUCCUCUCUGAGCAGAACUUCCUGCGGCGCUGGCGCCCCCCGCUGGCCACUUCCUGCAGUCCUGAAAGUCGGACUGAAGAUCUUUGAUUUUGAUUCUUUCCCUGAAGGAGAAACGCCGUAAAGCAGACGUCUGUUUUUAAAGCUUCUGGGAUCCAGAUUCAUUCAGAAUCUAGUCGGUACAGACCCGACCCAGACCCAAAAAGGACCCGCAGGAACCCCCGGGGGAGGGGGGACCCGGCCGUGGACCACAGCGCCUGCGUGAUGAAGAUGUGGCAUCAACGCUUCCUGAUUGUGGCUUUCAGUGUUUGUCAAACCUGCAGUUUGAGGCUCUCUUCAUUGACCUGAUGAUGCCCCGCCCCUUUUGUGAUACCUCACCUGCUGUCUUUGAGCUUUAGGUUGAACUCAGGUGAAUGUGAAGGACUCCAUCAGGUUUAUUCUGAAAAACGUCUCUGAUUCAGUAAAACUUGAAACUUUUUAUUCUGUGGAGCUUUGAUUGAAAAACUAAAAGCACCGAAGCUUUGAAAGAACCUUUAUUGGGAUAUUUUCAAAAUAAAAGCAGCAACAACUUGU